AUGCACCUGAGGAUCCAGCCUUCCAAGGCAUCGACGAUCAGUGCAGAGGAGUUCACCUGUGCUAUCUGCAUCUCCUCCCCUCUGGUGGAUCCAGUGACCACGCCCUGUGGCCACUCUUUUGACAAGGCUUGCUAUGAGUCCUAUCUGCACUCCUCGUCACUCCGGUCCGGACGACGAGAAUGUCCUCUUUGCAAGAAGCCUGUGUCUACCAAAUGUCCUGAGGUUUCCGUUCUCCUUCGUGAUGCAAUCGCCCGCCUUUUCCCGGAAGGGCGGCGCAGAUGUGAAGGUGAGAUGUUUGAGGAGCUCGAGGCCGGCGUGGUUCGAAGCGAAACCCUCGAUUUCUUGCUGACACGGCUCAGAGCUGCCGGCCAGUGCGAAGACACAGGCUCGCUGUUGCAGCUCCUCUCGCUCUUCAUCACUGCCAUGACCCGGGAGCCGGCGAUGAGAGGGAGGGUGGAAGUGAGCAUCCAACAGGCCUUUCAGGAGCUGUCCAAGACACUGCUAGAACUCCUGUCCCAAGAGCCAGCCUACAACGCUGGUUAUGGCACCCUCCUUGAGGUUCUGCAGCAGGCUGUAGAGACUCUUGCGCAGCACUGGUCUGAUGAAAUCUCCUCCGCGUUCCCAACGCGGGAGCAGUUUGGACAGCAAGUGGGCAGCCUCGCGUCGCAGGCUGCCGCUCUGCUACCGCAGCGGCAGGAGGGCUCCCUGCUGCGCCUCACGGCCCUCGUGUUGGAAGCAGCCGUGAUGGGCUUGGCCGGCAUACGGUGGCAACUGGACAGGGAGCAGAGCUCGCAAAUUGCCAAGUGCUUGCUGGGCGUCUUGGUCAUCAAUGCGUCCGAUGAGGCAGAGUACAGUGUCAACAUCGUGUGCCUCAGGACUUUUGGCAGCCUAGCCACGAUUGUGCAGAGUUUAGAUGAGACAGUGUGGUGUGACGCCCGAGACAAGCUUCAAGACGCGUUAGGCCAGGAGGACAAUAUUGAGCUUGCAGCCACCACAGCGCAGGCGUGUGGAGCGGUCCUGGAUACCAAACUCUGCCCUGCUCAAGACCUCACCCCGUGGUUGAAGAGCUUGAUGCUGGGAUCUCAGAGCUGGCUCUCCACUUCCAGCGCCGGCGAGAAUUCGCCUUGUGCGCGGCGGCUGCUGAGCCUCCUUGGAGACGUGCACCGCUUCGCCCCUACUAUGGCCGCUGCCAAAGAGGACCUGAAGGAUCUGCUGGGCGAAGGUCGUUAUGAUAUCACCUGUGGCCUGAUAAUCUCAGCCGGGAGACACGCAUGCAGCGGCGAUCGGGACUUGAAGCUCGGAGUCAUGGAAGCUUGGGAAGGAGUUCUGGCUUUUGCCCAGGGUUUGCCAAAGGCUGAUGUGUCGGAUGCCUUCAGAAACCUGGUGCCGCACGUCAUCUCUGUCAUCAUCAUGAACCUGAUGGCAGACGAGGAAGAGUUUGUGUCCGCUGCACGCGCGCUGCUCGGCGAUCUGCUGCAACUGGCUCUGGACGGAGGUUGGCCACUGGGUCUGGGUGCCAUGAUCUGCGGCGCCUGGCAACAGGAGCCGGAUUCAAAGCGCGCCCUCCAAAAGGCAUGCGGCAUGGAGCUGCUCAUCAGGCACGGCAUCACACUUACAACACAUGCGUCAUCACGGGCCAAACAUGCUGCGCUUUGGAGCUUUUGA
Molecule: messenger RNA, 1665 nt
Organism: Symbiodinium sp. CCMP2592
Lineage: Eukaryota; Dinophyceae; Suessiales; Symbiodiniaceae
Source: the annotation of a GenBank genome assembly